Molecule: messenger RNA, 2235 nt
Organism: Serendipita indica DSM 11827
Lineage: Eukaryota; Fungi; Basidiomycota; Agaricomycetes; Sebacinales; Serendipitaceae
Source: the annotation of a GenBank genome assembly
AUGGGCCGUGUCUCCCAUUUGCUUCCUCUGGGCUUGUUAUUGCUUGCACCAGACUUCUUAAUUCCAAGGACAUACGCUAUCUGGCCAUUUCCCUCUAAACGCUUUACGGCAAAUGCUUUCAUCGACGCACACGGCCUAGGACUCGACGACGCUGGUAGAAUCGUGGCAUUUGGAGACUUUGAUGGAGACCAAUUUUUGGACGUAGUCACUCUUCCUGCAUCAAACUCCCAGACUUCGGACCAGAGCAUGUUGCAAAUCUACACGUGGUCACACUCGGACUUCAAAUUCUACAAGAACUCGACCAUUGAGUCUCCGGAUUCUAAUCCCAUCGUCAAUGUCGUCUCAGGCGACUUCACCCAUGACGGUAAACUGGACUUACUCCUGAUGACCAACGCUGGAAGUAAACUCGCAAUGUGGCUCUACGUUGGAGACAGCUACAGAGGCUUCGAGCCAGUACCUGUCUCCAUUCCUCCUUCAACUCUUUCACAGCCUAUUCCUUUCGAUUUCAAUGGAAACUUAAGGCUAGACAUGAUUGGGAACGUGCCACACUCACGUUCUACUCCCAUCCCUGGAGAGGAAACCUCCCUCAUUCUAUGGCGAAACGUCUGGCAAAGUUCCAACAAAACAAUUUUGUUUGACACUGUUCCUUUCGCCGACGUCAACGAUCUCGCGGCUGCACCAGGAUGUGCAUUGGCAAACCCUCACAGCUCUGCCGUCCUUGAUUUUGACGGGGAUUGCUCUGCUGAUCUCUUUUUGGCCUGCAAAACGCCAGAUUCUGAUCAAAUAACGUUUCAGAUCUGGCUAAAUAAUCCUUCUGGUGGUGGUUUCCGACUCGGACAGACGGGAAUGCUGCCAAAAGGGGCCGGUAUGGUCAGCUUUGCUGAUAUGGAUCGCGACGGCACAGUGGACAUGGUGUUCCCUGUUUGCAACUCAGUCGACGCACAAGGCAUUGGUCAUGAAUGCAGCAUCAACAUUGCAUUCAACAAGCAAAUGGGUUUCUGCAAGACGGGACUUGGUCAGAAGCAGAGAAAUGAGUGCCGAAAGCUUGACAACCUUUGUCUUGCUGAUCCCAACUUCAAAUUUGAUCUGUCUGAUGGAAGCAAGACUAUGCUCAGUAUACCGGUUGCGGAUUUACUCAAGUACACUUCGCCAGCUCAGAAAACAUCCUCGCUUUUGAUGAUGGACGUGACGCACUCGCCACCCCUCCCCCUUUCUAUCAAGCUGGGAGAUGCGAAUCUGGAUGGUUAUCCAGACCUGCUAUUCAUUGCAGUCAACUCGGAUGAUGAGAGAGUACCCAAGCUUGCUUGGAGCAUUGCAUGUUCGAGCGGAGAACCAGGAUGUCCUGCAUCGACCUCAAACGAGAGACGAGGUACUGUUGAUGACGACGAUGAUGAUGAUGACGACGAGUCACCUCUGAGAGGAAUCGGCGGACGCGGUUUCGUCGUCGCUAGUCCCGGAGGGGACGCUAGCGCAUUGGCCUCAUUCAAAGAUGCAAGAAGUGUCAGCUUCCUCGAUUUGGAUGAAGACGGAACGUUGGACAUAUUGGUGCAGCGUAGUGGCACUGGCAAAGGUGGAAAGGGCACAGGAAGUGGAGAGAAAAUCAAUUUUAUACAAAAUAAUGUCUUCCACGAUGCAUUCUUUAUGAAGGCGAUUGUACUCAACGGUGCAUGUGGCGGCAUGUGCGUGUCGAACGAUCCACGACAGCCAUCGUAUCAUCCAUUCGGAGUCUCUUAUUCUGGUGCAACGUACAAGUAUACAAUUCUAGAUACGUCUGGGCGACGGUCUGCCGCACAAAUACCGCAACUGCCUCAAACAUCCUAUCACGCACUCCAACUCCCUACAGUUUCUUCGGCCUUGGGCCAAAACCCUACAAAUCCGAGUGAGAGACGAGCAGAGUUUGGAUUUAUUAUCCAACAGCGUGCAUCGCUUACCAAUGCGACCAUGGCGGGUGGGUCGUCGCCCCGAUCGGGUGAAGGGAUCCAUUAUAUCAGUAUGGAAGGUGUCAUUCCAAACUCGAAGGUCGUCAUCAUUCCCCCCAGUAAUCCGGGCUUUGGAGAGUGGAAGCGAGAGUUGUACCUGCGACCAGGAGAAUGGAUCCCCUGGGUGACCGUCACGCUUGUCGUAGCGACAAUUAUCCUUGGAAUCAUUGUGUAUGCCUUCCAUUGGAAUGAAAAGAGGGAGGAUGAACUGGAACGGCGCAGGGCACUUCACAGUAUUAACUUUGAUGCGUUGUAA